This is a messenger RNA of Haliotis rubra (blacklip abalone), 487 nucleotides long. RefSeq lists its product as uncharacterized. The transcript has 6 exons. Lineage: Eukaryota; Metazoa; Mollusca; Gastropoda; Lepetellida; Haliotidae. Bases 83 to 469 code for a protein of 128 amino acids. The record is from RefSeq and is a predicted model, not a curated record.
ACACAUAUGUUUCGAUAGCCAGGGGUAAUAAUGAUAGCUGCAAGGUUUAUUCGCACCCUCCUGUAAUAUAUAGCAGGCGUGUAUGCAUGCAAUCAGUUCAAUUCGGGAACAGUCAUCAAAUCAACCUUGCAAGAUGAAAGCCGUUGCACUGCUCCUGUUGUUUGUUGUGUUUGCAACCCUUCCAAGCGAGACCAGCGGAUGGGGAUGGUUUAAAAGAGUGGUUCGAAAGGUUAAAGACGGCGUAAGGAAGGUUGUAAACAAGAUCAAGGAUUUUGGAAACAGAGUCCGACACGGCCGAGCUGUACAUGCCGACAUGACGGAUGAGGAAAUGGUAGAGGCGUUAGCCACCCGAGACAUCAAUGAGCUGUUUGAAGUUGAACAACUGAGUGACGCAGACAAAGCCGAACUGAACAACAUCCAGCGUGAAGCUCGAGAUUUAAUGGAUCAACUGGAUGCAUUGGACGAUUGAAAGGCCAGAGAGCGGAAG